AUGAGUUUGUCGAAGUUUGUUCUUGAUUCUACUGAUUCAAUAACUAAAAAAAAAAGCCAACGUAAUAAAAAGUUAAGAGAGCAAUAUGCUGCACUCUCUGCUCAAGAAAAGGAGAUUCGUUUGGCCAAACAGAGAGAGGCAUACCAAAGAAGGAAAUUAAAUAAAUUUUUUGCGCUUCCUGCUCACGAACAAUUGAAACGAGCUGAAAAAUCAGUUAUUGGGGAGACUUUUCGCGUUCACCGUAACCAAGCAAAGGUUGAAGACGAGCAAGACCGUCUGGCAAAAAAGAGGGAAAUGCGUCGACAGAAACAGAGAGAGGCUUAUCACAAGAAAAAAUUACACCUAUCUUUUGGUACUCAUACAUCGAAAGAUACUGAAGAAAUUGUCGAUACUGCUCCUGCUACUGCAUCAACUGCUACCAUGAGUACCAAUUGCCUGUCGAGUGAAGAUCUAGAAAAUCCUCAAAAAAUGGAGAGUGCCACUUCUACUGCAAACAACAUAUUAUCUGCUAAAGUACCCUCUCCAGAAAAUCUCCAAACAAUGGAAAGUGUCCUUCCUGCUGCAAACAACAUUUUAUUUGCUGAAGUACCAUCUAAUUCUGGAUUAGUUAUUGAAAAGCCAGUUGACACUAAUGCAAAAGAGACGAAUCUAUCCCAGUCAAACAACAAUGACAAAUGUAAAAAACACGUCACUGUUUUCUCAAGUUAUGACAAAGGAUGCUCCUCAAAUACGAAGUCCAGUGAUAAGUAUAUAUGCUCUGGAAACUCUGUUACUCAUUGUUCAGAUGAACGUCAGCUAUGCUCUGGUUGUUAUAAUUUUCUAUCUCAAAGCCUGCAGGAAUUAUCAGAGCAAUCAGCACCCUUAUCUGCCAUACCUCCUACAACUGCACCAGAUAAUGCUAAGACAUCCAAAAUAGCUACACAAGACAAUGGCCAGCAGACUAAAAGUCAAGCUAGAAAUUCUUCACGGCAUUGUUCGGUCAAACGCUCUAGGAAAAAAGUAGCUCCAGCGAAAGGUAAUACAGUCAUACAAGGAAUUGACGCACUUAAUUGCAUACCUCACAAGUCAAAUAAGUUACCUCGGAAGGAAGAUUGUCAAUAUUGUCAUGCAAAAAAGUUCCAUUCUGAAACAACUAAUUUUUGCUGCUCUGAUGGUUCUGUUGUUCUCCAUGACAAUAAAUUGCCCAGUGUUCUUGUUGAACUAUUCACUGCUCAAACAGAAGAAGCGAUUUGUUUCCGUACAUAUGUUAGAACAUAUAACAAUAUGUUUGCUUUCACUUCAUUUGGUGUUCACUACGACAAGGCGCUCUGCAAAAGGAACAAUGGGAUCUACACUUUCAAAAUUCAAGGACAGACUUACCAUUUUAUUAAUCAACUGAUUCCUCAUCAUGGUUCAGGAAUGUAUCUCCAACUUUACUUCCAUGACACGGAUCAUGAGCUACAGAAUAGAAUGGCCACGUCAGACAGAUUAACUGAAAGCCUUGUGAUCAAAAUCAUGGAAGUUAUGAAGACAAAUCCUUAUGCUUGCUUUUUUCGUAGUUUACGAAACGUACCUCAGCUGGAUUCUUAUCAAAUAGUCUUGAAAUCUCACACUGAUAAUGAUCAACGUGUAUUUAACCAGCCAACAGCUUCCCAAAUUGCAGCUCUUUGGGUUGAAGGGGAAAAUUCAGCAAACAUCUAUUCUAGGCAUAUACAAAUAUAUACCAAAGAGGGUUAUAUUCAUCGAAUUCAAUAUUAUUAUGGAUGCUAUGAUCCUCUGCAGUACCCGCUCUUGUUCCCAUUAGGAGAAACUGAAAUGAUUGACAAGGAAGAGGAAGCUAUUCAAGGAUGCGAGAACUCAAAGGAAUAUGUAUCAAUGAGAGAAUACUAUGCUUACAAAAUGCAAAUCAGAUACCAGUGCACACCUAACAUUCUCAACACUGGAAGACUAUUUCAACAAUUUGUAGUUGAGAUGUAUGUAAAGAUUGAGACUCAGCGGUUAGAUUUCUACAGAAGCAGACAGCAAUUAAUACGCAGGGAACAAUUACAAGGGCUCAUGGAUAGUGUUGUUCAAGGACAAUCUCGCGGAGCACAGAUUGGCCAUAAAGUUAUCCUUCCAGCUUCGUUUAUUGGGGGUCCAAGAGAUAUGAAAAGGCGAUACGUAGAUGCAAUGGCUCUUGUACAAAAAUCUGGCCGACCUGAUAUAUUUAUUACAAUGACUUGUAACCCUGCUUGGCCAGAGAUAAAAGAAGCCAUGUUACGUACAGAUGAAGCUCACAACCGACCAGAUCUCCUAUCAAGAGUGUUUCAUGCAAAGGUCAACAUUUUAAAGGAAGAUUUAUUUAAAAAGCAUAUAUUUGGAGAUGUAGCAGCAUAUACUUAUGUUGUGGAAUUCCAGAAACGUGGGCUACCACAUAUUCAUAUGCUUAUUAUUCUGCAGCCGAGAUCAAAAUUAUAUUCGACAGAAUCCUAUGAUCGAAUUGUGUCUGCUGAAAUACCAGAUGAACAAGCAAAUAAACAUCUAUUUGAUAUGGUUCGAAAGCACAUGAUGCAUGGCCCAUGCGGAUCAAAAAAUCCAAAUAACGUGUGUAUGCAAGGCUCAUUUAUGAGAAGGUGCAGAAAUAACUAUCCCAAGAAAUGGACUGGCAGAACAACUCAUGGAAACAACACCUAUCCAGCUUAUAGACGAAGAAAUGAUGGCAAGAAAAUCAUUGUCCGUGGACAAGAACUCGAUAGCAGGUGGGUAGUUCCAUACAACCCCUAUUUACUUGCGAAAUUCAAUUGUCAUAUCAAUGUUGAAAUAUGUUCUACUGUUAAAGCUGUUAAAUAUAUCUAUAAAUAUAUCUACAAAGGACAUGAUAAGAUACAUUUUCAGGUUAACAAUGAUAAUGAACCAAUAGCUAAUAACCAACCAACUCAGAUUGAUGAAAUUACAGAAUAUCAAUCAGCUAGAUGGGUAUGCCCAGUUGAAGCUAUAUGGCGUAUUUAUAGAUUUUCGUUAUCUGAAAUGCAUCCUGCAGUUAUUCAUCUUCAGCUACACCUUGAGAAUUUUCAGUGCAUGACUUUUAAUGAAAAGGAAGAUUUACGAGAUCUUUUGCAAAAUUCUUUCAGGAAAAGAACAAUGCUAACAGAAUUUUUUCGCAUGAACACUACUGAUCCAUUAGCUAAGCAGCUAAAAUGUACAUACAAAGAGUUUCCAGAGCAUUUUGUAUGGUAUCCUGGAAAAAAAUAUUGGGCGGUAAGACAACAAAAAGAUAGCAUUGGUAGGAUAGUUAGUGCCAGCCCAACAGAGGGUGAACGCUACUUUCUUAGACUGUUGCUUACUCAUGUCAAAGCACCAACAUCUUUUGAUGACUUGAAGAUAGUAAAUGGAGUUCAUGUUAGUACGUAUCGACAAGCAACUAUCCUGAGAGGUUAUUUUGAAUCAGAUGAUUCACAAGAACAAUGUAUGGAAGAAGCUGCUACAUAUCAUAUGCCAUACAGUCUAAGGAGAUUAUUUGCAACUUUAUUAGUUUAUUUCCCACCGGUAAAUCCUCCAGCUUUAUGGAACAAAUUUGAACAGGCAAUGUCUGAAGACUACAAUAGGACAUCUACUUUACCUCCUGAACAGAUUCAACUUGAGGUAUUACACCAAAUCAGCAACUUUUUGGAUUCAAUGGGAAAAGACAUAAACAGCUUUUCCUUGGUCUCUACGACAUUGAGAUUCCGAGAUAGAUACACAAAUACAAGAGACACCUUAAGUGAACUCAAUAUUCAAGUAUCGGAAGCAGAUUUAUUAGCCAUUACACAGCUUAAUGCAGAACAAAAAACUGUUUUCCACCACAUAAUGGAUGCUAUCUUUGUCAAACAAAAGGGAUGCUUUUUUAUUGAUAGCCCUGGAGGCACUGGAAAAACAUUUCUAUACAAAGCUUUGCUAGCUGAAAUAAGAUCAAAGGGUUAUAUAGCUCUUGCAACUGCAUCAUGUGGAGUUGCAGCAUCUAUCUUACCCGGAGGACGAACAGCUCACUCGCGCUUCAAAAUCCCUAUAGAUAUGAAUCCAGCUAACAUGUGUAAAGUUAGCAAACAAAGUGCUUCAGCAAAUUUAAUUCGUCAGGCAAAAUUAAUUCUUUGGGAUGAAGCACCAAUGACUCAUCGACAUGGAAUCGAAGGAGUUGAUAAGCUUCUAAGAGAUCUCAUGGACUCCACAGAAUUAUUUGGAGGAAAAGUUAUUGUAUUCGGCGGCGAUUUCAGACAGGUCUUACCCGUAGUCACAAAAGGAAUCAAAACAGAUUUUAUUGAAGCAAGUAUCAUUAGUUCCUAUAUCUGGCCACAACUCACGAAGCUUCAUCUCAGCCAAAAUAUGAGAGCUAUAGCUGAUCCACAGUUUACUGCUUAUCUCCUUCGAAUUGGAAAUGGAACGGAGCCACUGAUCGAUGAUACCAACAUUCACGUGCCAGACCACCUUCUCAUACCCUAUACUAAUGAAGAUGAGUCCAUCAAUAUACUCAUAAAUUCUGUUUUUCCAGAUCUUACAGCUUUUACUAAUGAAAACUUUUCUUUGAUAAAUCGAGCAAUACUUACAACUAAAAAUGAAUUUGUUGAUGAACUAAAUAACAUCCUUAUACAGAACUUUCCUGGACAAGCACAUGAAUAUAUAAGUCGAGAUAAAUCCAUUAUAGAAUCAGAACAAGCAGUCUUAGAAGAUUUCCUUAAUAGUUUAACUCCAAAUGGUUUCCCACCUCAUAAAAUUAUCCUGAAACCAAAUACACCAAUAAUUCUACUAAGAAAUAUUGAUCCUCCAGAAGGUCUCUGCAAUGGCACCAGGCUUAUAUGUAAAUCUUUAACACAAAAUAUUAUACAUGCUACUAUUAGUUGUGGUGAAUUUACUGGCAUUAUUCAGGAACUUUCUUUUUCACUCAUGGAAAGGAAUAUCAGCAAACUCAAUAAAAUUGUACCCAAUAUGCAACACUUGACAGCUAUAGUUCAAGUGUUUGACAAACAAAAAGUCCAAAUAUCAAAGGCUGGAAACAAAUACAAAAAAUUAGUUCUGGUUGACGAUGAGGGAAACAAGGUUGAUGCCAUCAUCUGCAAAUCUGACAUAGAGUUCUUCAAAGAUCAUUUCCAUCUUUACAAAAGGUACAUGAUAUCAAAUGCACGAGUGGAGCGAACACAGUUAGAAUACCAAACUCAUGAGAACCAGUGUAACUGGAUAAUCGAUAACUCUACUGUUGUUGAGGCUAUCCAAGAACCAAACCCUCCGCAGCUUCCUCUCACAAUCAACUUCACUCCUUUCAAGAAAUUCCACCAACAUAUAGAUGAUAACAGCGAAAUAGAUGUCCUAGGUGUUGUCAGUGAAGUUCAUCUUCGUACCUACAAAGGAACAACACCAAAGAGAGAAAUCAUACUUAUCGAUCAAAGUUUAAUGCCUGUAAUCUUGACGCUCUGGGGAGAUCAUGAAAUUGAUGAAGGCCAAACUUUAACCAACAUGGUGCAGAAUAUGCCUUUCAUUGCUGCUCUACGACUCAAAGUGACUUCUUAUCAUAAUCCAGAUAUCUUCACCGCAGCUAUGAAUCUGUCUACGAAAUUUGGCUCUAGCAUUCUAAUAAAUCCACCAAUCCAGCAAGCUUCUGAGAUCAAGACAUGGACAACAAAAAAUGAGUAUCAAAUCCGACAUCUAAUGGCUGACCAAGCAUACAACGAUCGAUCAAGAUUGCUACCAUUACCAGAUGCAGAGGAAAUGACCACAAUAAGAGACUACCUUCAAUUUCCCUUAUGGCCAAUUGUCUGUGCAUCUUGCAACACACGCGUCCAAGUCAGCCCAAGACGUCGAUUGACUGUGCAACUAGAGGAUUACACUGGAAAUAUGACCCUGGAUCUCUAUGGAAAUGAUGCUUCUCAGUUGCUUCCUUUUACAAUACAAGAAAUUCAACAACAGGAGCAACAGAACAAACUCAACUAUCAAGCAAUAGAAGACAGUGUCAGCAGCAGCAUAAUAGUCUGCUUCAUCAAAAAGACUGCUUCAAACUAUGUCUCAGGAACCAACAUGAAAUACUCGGCUAUCAUAGUACACAAACUUCCUAACAUCACCGAUACUUCAGAAAGCAGCUCCAGCGCAAUUAGUGGAGAAAAAAAUACAACAAAAAUGCUCAUCGACUCUCCACCACAGCCAGAGACAACCGAAGUUGUACACACCUGA
Messenger RNA from Coffea arabica (coffee), 6153 nucleotides. The record is from RefSeq and is a predicted model, not a curated record. NCBI's taxonomy places the organism in Eukaryota, Viridiplantae, Streptophyta, Magnoliopsida, Gentianales, Rubiaceae.